Molecule: messenger RNA, 2203 nt
Organism: Onychostoma macrolepis
Lineage: Eukaryota; Metazoa; Chordata; Actinopteri; Cypriniformes; Cyprinidae
Gene: ivd
Product: isovaleryl-CoA dehydrogenase
Exons: 12
Coding region: 174-1424 (416 amino acids)
Biological process (GO): L-leucine catabolic process
Cellular component (GO): mitochondrion
Molecular function (GO): 3-methylbutanoyl-CoA dehydrogenase activity; flavin adenine dinucleotide binding
Source: RefSeq, a predicted model, not a curated record
AGUAAAGCUGCAGUGGCAGCUAGAGGUCACGCACACAACACAAGAGAAGAAGAGCGGAAUUCUUUCCAGAGCAUUGGAUUGCUUCCCUGGACUUUUUACCUGUCCAAGUGCAAUUACAUAAUUAACUCAACAGGUUUUCCUAGUUUUGUUCUGCAGUCGCUGCAAUUCCCAAAAUGUUGGCUGUCAGAAGAGCACUGCGUCUUUGUCAAAGAGUGGCAAAUGUCAGUGUUUCGCGUCGUGGAUGCGCUGGAGCUGUUCCCGUGGACGACAUCGUGAACGGUCUCACCGAGGAGCAGAUCCAGCUCAGACAAACAGUCCAGAGAUUCUGCCAGGAGAAACUCGCUCCCUACGCUGAUGAGAUUGACAAGAAAAACGAGUUUCCCCGCAUGAGGGACUUUUGGAAGGAGAUGGGUGAGCUUGGACUACUUGGAGUUACUGCUCCAGUGGAGUACGGUGGAACAGGAUUGGGCUACCUUGAUCAUGUGAUUGUGAUGGAGGAGAUCUCCCGUGUGUCAGCAGCUAUUGCUCUCAGCUAUGGCGCGCACUCCAACUUGUGUGUAAAUCAGAUGGUUCGACAUGCAAACCAGAAACAGAAAGAGAAAUACAUCCCGAAGUUGAUGACAGGGGAACAUGUGGGUGCCUUGGCCAUGAGUGAGCCCAACUCUGGCUCUGAUGUGGUGUCCAUGAAACUGACAGCGAAAAAACAAGGGGAUCAUUACGUGUUGAACGGUAAUAAGUUCUGGAUUACGAACGGACCAGACGCAGAUGUUCUGAUUGUGUAUGCUAAAACAGACCCAGAGGCAGCAGCCCGUGGCAUCACUGCUUUCAUUGUAGAGAAGGGCAUGCCAGGAUUUAGCACAGCGCAGAAGCUGGAUAAACUGGGAAUGAGAGGAUCUAACACCUGUGAACUCGUCUUUGAAGACUGCAAGGUCCCUGAGGAAAACAUAUUGGGCCCGUUAAAUAAAGGAGUAUAUGUUAUGAUGAGUGGCUUGGACCUAGAGAGACUCGUCCUGGCUUCUGGACCUGUUGGCAUCAUGCAAGCUGUGCUUGACCAUGCAGUUCCUUACCUACAUGUUCGUGAAGCCUUUGGACAGAAAAUCGGACACUUCCAGCUAAUGCAAGGAAAAAUGGCUGAUAUGUACACCCGGCUUAGUUCAUGUCGACAAUAUUUAUACAACGUUGCCCGUGCUUGUGACAAAGGCCAUUUCAGUGCUAAGGACUGUGCUGGGGUAAUCCUUUAUUGUGCUGAGAAUGCGACUCAAGUUGCCUUGGAUGGAAUUCAAUGCCUGGGUGGAAACGGUUACAUUAAUGACUACCCAAUGGGGCGCUUCUUAAGAGACGCUAAACUUUAUGAGAUCGGAGCUGGAACCAGUGAGGUCAGAAGGAUGAUCAUUGGCAGAGCCUUCAAUGCCAUGUUCAAAUAAGUGCAGCACUUAACGAAUGAGCAUCUGGUCCUACACAGACUGGGUUGCUGUGGCCAGAUAUUUCAUUUUCAUCUGGCAUCCUAAUUUUAACACCUUUAUUAAUAUGAAGUGUAAUUGCUAGCCAGUUUCAAGACCAUGUCUUGCUGUUUUCUUUGGAUGUCAAAUGCAGUUAUAUGAUGUUCUGUAAUACAUACAUGGUGAAAUGGUCUCACAUAUAAGAAUAAAUUCAAUAGUAAGAAAUGCACAAUCCUCAAGUAAUUUUAAGAGGACAAACUGAAUUUAUUUGAUGUAGUUGAGCAGUUAAGUGCAAAUUCCCUGAAGAAAAAAAUGCUUAUGAUGAUGGAAACAGCCAGAAGAAUUAAUUUGUCCCAGGAGCCUUUUUAUGGGACAUGGGUGUUUCUGUUGCACGAUACUUGUAUAGAACUUGCGGUUGUCUUGUUUGUUUUUUUUCUCAGAACAUGGUCACUCCGUGCAUGUAAGCUAUUCUGCAUAUCCCCUCUGCCCCUCUAACAUCAUUAGGGGCUCUUUCUCAUAUAUGAACAAAAAAGGGUUUCUUUAUAGAGGACAUUUAUUGAAAUGUGUGUCAUGCAGAUAUUCUUUUCCUCUUUUAUUUCUUUGUAUUAUUGUUGAAUUAAUGUUCAAAAGAAGUAGCACAUUUUUUAAAUAAGCUGUUGUACUGACCAUCAUACCUUUGGGUUUUCAGAAUCCUGCCUUACUGAAUAAUUGCUUCAUGUAUUUGAAAUAAAUUAUUGUUUAGAAUAAACAUUAUCUUCCUUUCA